AUGUCAGCGGAACAAGCCCUCCAAAUCCUCAGCAUAUCCACAGCCCUCAUCGCGUCAGGCGGCAUAUCCGCCUUCUCCCUCUUCUCCAUCCCCAUGCUAAAAUCCCAACCCGCAUCGCGCUCCCUUCCCAUGGUCCGCUGGCUCUUCUCCCGCGGCUCCCACGUCUUCCCCACCGCCGGCAUCCUCUCAAGCACCAGCUUCCUCCUCCUCACCUACCUCUCCCUGCCCCCCUCCACCUCCUCCUUGCAAAUCCUCUUCCGCGCCGCAUCACACGGCCAACCAGCCUACUUCCUCGCCGCCUCCGUGCUCUGCAUCAGCAUCGCACCUAUCACGAGUUUCCUCAUGAUACCAACGAAUUUCACGUUAAUCCGCAUGAAUGAGGAGUUGGGCGGGACGCGCAGUGAGAAGUCGGCGGAGUGGAGGAGCGAGAGGGGCAGUGGCGCGAGGAGUGCGGAUGCGUCGGUGGAUGGGGAGGAGGAUGUUAGUCAGUGGAAGGAUUUGAGUCCGCCGCAGGAGAAGACGGCGAGGCAGAGUAGUGAGAAGGAAGAUAUCGAGGUUAGGGCGCUGCUGGAGAAGUUUUCGAGGUUGAAUGCGUUGAGGGCUGUGGCGAUUGGGGCGGGCGGUGUGGUUGGGUUGAUGGGGGUGAUGAUGGAGUAG
Bipolaris maydis ATCC 48331 is the source of this 657-nucleotide messenger RNA. RefSeq lists its product as uncharacterized. The record is from RefSeq and is a predicted model, not a curated record. Lineage: Eukaryota; Fungi; Ascomycota; Dothideomycetes; Pleosporales; Pleosporaceae.